UUCUUCUUAUUUUCCGUUGCAGUAUGGACUUAUUUCGUAAAAAGAAAAAAAAAAUUAUAUUUAAGAAAAAAAUUAAAUCAAAAUACUAAAUCCUAAAAAUAGUUAAACGGAGUAGCUUGUAGUUUCAACUGAACUCAACUGCCAGGAAAAGGGAUGCGGAGUUGAUCAUCGGCCGUACAGGCAAACACAAAUUGCUGGAAUUGAGGUUCUGAUUAGAGUGAAUUGGUUUGUCAUUUAAGGCCGAAUCGAAAAUGGGUACAUCUGUUGUGAACAAGGAAAACUAUAGUGGCAGGAGCUGGAAGCAGAAAGAGUUGUUUUUCCUGGUGACUUAUGUAUUUGUUUUCUAUGUUAUCGUCAUCAGGCGUUCCCUUCAACUCUCUCAUGAUCAUUAUACAAAACUAUUCGGUUUACGUCCAGGAUGGCUUAUACCUCAUCACCUCAAUGAUAUCUCAGAUGCUCAAUGGAGGAAUUUCCGAGGAAAUUUACCUGUUCUAACUCUUGUCUUUGGAAUUUUCACUCUUCUGGCCAACUUAACGAGGGCUUUCUUUAGUUUUAAAGUGAGAGGAAUGUCCAUUAUCUGGCUUUUAUUUUCUUUCGUCUAUCUAUCAUAUCUGCAUGGAGCAUGCGUGAUAUUCGUGCUCUCAAUAGCAACUAUUAAUUUUCUUCUUGUUAAGAUAUUUGCACGGAAAAAGUACUUUCCACUUAUACUUUGGAGUUACAACAUAUUUUUUCUUGUGUGUAAUCGGAUUUAUGAAGGAUAUUCUUUCUCUAUGUUUGGGCAACAAUGGAGAUUUUUGGACAAUUCCCGGGGCAGCUUUAGGUGGCACAUAUGUUUUAACUUUGUUGUUUUGCGCAUGAUAAGCUUUGGAUUGGAUUAUCAUUGGACAAAUGAAGAUUCUCAUUUUGAUCUGGAGAAACAUUGUCAACGUUGUCAUAUUUGCAAAUCAGGAAACACGUGCUAUCAAGCUUUACAGGAGAGAAGUCUGCACGUCGACAAGUUUGGAUAUGUCGUAUACCUUUGUUAUUUGGUGUAUGCACCACUUUAUAUUGCUGGUCCAAUAGUGAGCUUCAACGCUUUUGCCUCGCAGCUAGAUGUUCCUCAAAAUAGUAAUUCAGUUAGAAAUGUGAUACUAUAUGGUUUCCGUUGGGUAUUGUGUUUUAUCCUUAUGGAGCUGAUGACACAUUUAUUCUACUAUAAUGCCUUUGCUAAUAGUGGAUUAUGGAAGCACUUGUCUGCUAUGGAUGUGUUCAUAAUUGGAUAUGGGGUCUUAAACUUCAUGUGGCUAAAGUUUUUAUUGAUCUGGCGCUUUUUCAGGUUCUGGUCACUGGUGAAUGGAAUUGAGGCUCCAGAAAAUAUGCCAAAAUGUAUUAAUAAUUGCCACAGCUUGGAAGGCUUUUGGAAAAAUUGGCAUGCUUCCUUUAACAAAUGGCUCGUGAGGUAUAUGUACAUUCCUCUCGGAGGAUCUCGGAAAAAGCUCCUAAAUGUAUGGGUUGUAUUCACUUUUGUUGCUGUCUGGCAUGAUUUAGAGUGGAAGCUUCUUUCAUGGGCAUGGUUGACAUGUUUAUUCUUUAUCCCUGAGUUGAUAUUAAAAUCAUCCGCAAAAGCAUUUCAGGGUGAAAGUUCUUUUUGGAAAUUCGUAUUUCGUGAACUCAGUGCUGUUGCUGGUGCAGUCACAAUCACUUGUCUCAUGGUGGCAAAUCUGGUUGGUUUUGUUAUUGGACCAAGUGGUAUUAACUGGUUACUUUCUUCUUUUCUUCAAAAGGAAGGGUUGCCUGUCCUUGGGGGAUUGCUUACGACAUUUUACGUUGGAACAAAGAUGAUGUUUCACAUAGAAGAAGUAAAGAAAACAUCGCCAUGAACCGGACCGGACAAGUGCAUGACCAUGAUACUUGGAUCAGAUUCAUGUUUAAUGCUGGGUGUUUCAUAUCUGAUACAGAAGGGUUUGUUUAGCUUGGAGCUAUCUGUUGGUGUGAUUCUUGACCCGGUUUUCAUAAAUUGCAGAUGCAUUGUACAUCAAGUUGGGAGUCAUACGAUCAAAUUUUGUACACCGCACAAUGUAAAAAAUAUUGGUAACAGGAAAUGAAUAGGGUAGAUUCAUAAUGAAACUCGGAUUCCUCCUUCAUCCCCGCUUUUUCAUGGCUGAGAAAAUGAUCAAAUCUUGAAUUUGUUGAGAUCUUACACUGAAAAUUUGCUUAUUUUUAGUUCUCAGUGUUGUUUUCCAA
This is a messenger RNA of Vicia villosa (hairy vetch), 2223 nucleotides long. Its product is annotated as membrane-bound O-acyltransferase gup1. Gene Ontology annotation, cellular component: endoplasmic reticulum. The coding region runs from base 252 to 1859 and encodes 535 amino acids. The record is from RefSeq and is a predicted model, not a curated record. The transcript is spliced from 20 exons. Lineage: Eukaryota; Viridiplantae; Streptophyta; Magnoliopsida; Fabales; Fabaceae. Gene Ontology annotation, molecular function: acyltransferase activity.